Messenger RNA from Paramuricea clavata, 664 nucleotides. The record is from the annotation of a GenBank genome assembly. NCBI's taxonomy places the organism in Eukaryota, Metazoa, Cnidaria, Anthozoa, Malacalcyonacea, Plexauridae.
AUGUUACAAGACUCACGCAUGGUAUCCUGGCUGUCCCAAGGGUGCUAAAUAUAUUGUUAUUUACCGUGAACCAUGUGCUGCUUUCUACAGUUACUUUAACUUCCAUAAGGGUUGGGCGUUCCAACCUGAAGAACUCUCGCUUCAUGAAUACGUAAAGGAUUUUCUACUUGCUAAGGAUGUACCAAAAGGCAAGGAAUUUGCAUCCUAUUUUGUGCACUUACUCAGCUGGUGGGAACACAGGAAUGACUCGAAUGUUUUAUUUCUGUUCUUUGAGGAUAUGAAAGAUGAUUUAGAAAGUGUAGUUAGGAUGGUUGCAGCAGUCGUAGGAAUUCAGGAUGAAAAAAGGAUUAAGAAGGCUGUGGAAAUGAGUUCCUUUGAAUUUAUGAAGAAAAAUGAGGAGAAGUUUUCAGACGCACCGCCAGCCCUACGUUUUGCGAAUAAAGCUAGCGCUCAUGAGGAAGAUUCUGAUGUACGUUCGCCGCAGGUAAUGUUGCACAGCAAGGUUGCUACAGGAUCUGCAACGAAAGGACGAGAGUUGAUGGAUGACAAAACUAAAGAAAUUAUUCAGGCAAAGUGGCUGGAAGUCGUUGGUAAACAAACUGGAUUUCAGGAUUACAAUGACUUGAGAAGUGCAUUCAAAAAGGAACAGAUGAAUAAAAAUUAA